UCCCUCAUUGGUUUGUGACAUUUUGGAUACGGAUUUCAAAGGUGCAGCGAACUGGCGCUUUUUCCAUAUUUUCCUCAUUCAAGCAUCAAGAAAGUUUCCGAACCCAGUUUAGCUGCUAAUGUCGGUGGCAGACCAGAAAUAGGUGAAGUUAUCUUAAAGGGAUACAGUUUGUGAAGUCAAUGAAAAAUGAAGUGUCAGUCCAACAACAAUGAACUCCGGUUUGCAUGCGACAUGGAGAAACAUGUCACAUACAAGGAGUCAGGCCUCUCAACCUCACCACUCAUGGGAUGCAUCCAAUUAGUAGUCAAACAACUAUCUCCAGGUCUCACCUCUGCCAACAUUUGCCUCAACGAUGAUGUGCAAGGUGUUCACAAUAAGGAGAACAACCAAUAUGACCGCAUCCUUGACGAGGUGAACCUCGGCUGUGAAGCAUUCGAGGACAGCGGUUACCUGUCUUUACAGAACAGCCAGAUGGAGGACUUUUAUAAUGUUAAUGAACAAGGGGAGUCUCUAGGACUGGAGAUAUUCUCCCCAUGUACUCCAGUUGCUGAUUGUCACAAGGCUAAGCACUCUGGCUCUCAACUCCCCAUACUGAAGUUUCAACAUGCCAUCUGCCAAGAACUCACCAAUAGCUUCAAGAGGACCCAGAGCUAUGACUGGACUGUCAUUAGCUGGCUAGCAGAGGACUCUGGCCUUGAAAGGGUUAUUGGUGGGAACAUGGGCCUUGAGUGUAUGGAUGUUUUAAAAGCUCUGCAGGAGAGGGACAUGAAGCACAUCCUAACCAGGAUCCUGUGUCUUCUUGAUGUUGACUUGAUAAGCUGUAGAAAAGUGAGCAAGAGCUGGAGAAAAAUAAUCUGCCAAGACAAGUCUGCACUCCGUAAAUGUGACCAAGCUGAACAGAGACUACAGGACUCAAGAAUCCCCGUAGGACUGGAGAAUGUGGAUUUUUUGACGAGAGACACCACCCUUUCCAGGGUUGUAAUGUCCUGUAUGCAGAGAGUAGCUUCAAUCCCUAUCCAGAAGUCUACCAAGAGGAUGCUCUCCCAGAGAGCAUGCACGCAGGCGCCAUACUGCUCCCACCAAUCUCGCUUCAGAGAAUACCAAGAGGCUGCCAGUUCGCUGAAGCAGCACGAGUCGCUGAAGCCCUGUAAGCGCUGCGGCUCUCCAGCCAAGCACAAUGCAGACGCAAUGAGGGCCACCUGUACCCGCUUUAGUUGUGCCUUUGACUUCUGCACCCAGUGCCAGGGCCCCUUCCACGGCUCCUCCACCUGCUGCACCCGGCUGACAUGGCGGCCUAGCAGCUCCACAGCCACGCCCAUCCUCAUUGGCAGCGCUCGCAGCAAGAGGAACGUCAGGCGCCUGUGAGAUGAACGCAGCCUGGGAUAAGACUCAAUCGCUCACCUUUUAAAACUAACAUAAUUUUUAUGGAAUAUUUGUUUUAUUCAUAGCCCUUUUAGCCCUCUACCGCCUCCGCCGAAGACCAAAGGUAUCUUGGCUAUUGGAAUACUCUGCAUUAAGAGUAGACUGUAUUGAGGCAAUCAAGUGAUUCCAGUUGUCUGACAAUGUCGUCAGAAAGCGACAAUCGUACUGCAAGCCCAAAAAAAGAACAUCCCACUGGAUGCAAAUACAUUUUUCCAAGACUUGUAUUUUUCUUAAUGAAAUGUCCUUGUCCUUGUCGUAUAUUUGUACAUAUUUUAAAUGUGAGAAAUGUAAAUAUUUAUAUUGUUUAAAUAAAUGUCUCUUGGGAUUUAAGAACGGAUCUUUUAUU
Messenger RNA from Oncorhynchus keta (chum salmon), 1768 nucleotides. RefSeq names its product F-box only protein 5-like. The record is from RefSeq and is a predicted model, not a curated record. Gene Ontology annotation, biological process: regulation of mitotic nuclear division; negative regulation of meiotic nuclear division. The transcript is spliced from 5 exons. Gene Ontology annotation, cellular component: nucleus. NCBI's taxonomy places the organism in Eukaryota, Metazoa, Chordata, Actinopteri, Salmoniformes, Salmonidae. Gene Ontology annotation, molecular function: protein binding; zinc ion binding. Bases 187 to 1365 code for a protein of 392 amino acids.